Molecule: messenger RNA, 594 nt
Organism: Acanthamoeba castellanii str. Neff
Lineage: Eukaryota; Discosea; Longamoebia; Acanthamoebidae
Product: chorismate mutase subfamily protein
Exons: 1
Coding region: 1-594 (197 amino acids)
Biological process (GO): chorismate metabolic process; salicylic acid biosynthetic process
Molecular function (GO): chorismate mutase activity
Source: RefSeq, a predicted model, not a curated record
AUGAACCGCUCCAUCUUCUUUGCCGUUCUCCUGCUGGCCUUCGUCGCCUUGGCCUCCGCCACCACCUCCACCAGCGGCGGUUCGCCCGCGGAGCAGAUCGCCAACGCCCUGCCGGCCAACUACGGCCAGCUCAAGGCCCAGGUGGCCGCCCUCCAGGCCAACCUCACGGCCCAGAUCGCCGCCGUCCAGUCGUCCCUGGCUGCCGUGGCCGCCAACGUCAAGUACAUCAAGUCCCUCGAGCAGCUGGGCAACCUGCCCGAGGCCUCCACCUGCACCACGCUCGAUUGCGUGCGCACCCCGAUCAACCAGCUCGACGAGCUCAUCAUGCAGCUCUACGCCACGCGCCUCUCGUUCGCGGUGCAGGCCGGCUUCAUCAAGUACCAGGCCGGCCAGGACGUGCUCGACCCGAGCCGCGAGUCCGUGGUGCUGGCCAACGCCGCUGCCAACGCCGUGGCCAACGGCCUCCCGUCCUACGUGGGCUCGGUGCUCUACGGCAACUACUGCAUGCUCUACGUCUCCAAGCGCCUCGAGGUGGAGGUCCUCAACGAGGCCUACAACGCCGGUCUGCCCAUGCCCGUCCAGCACGCCGACUAA